AGCAACCAAGGCAUUUCCCCCUCCGGUCAGUCACCCUACUCCCUCCAUGAGUGGUUGGUCAGGCGGUGGCCAGCUGCCAGAGAGGCAUUCCCAUCACCUAAUCUGAUAUCGGCAAACCGUCUGAUGUAUCUGAUGACUGCGUUUCCCUCUUUUGGCCGUUCGCUUGGCUCCAUCACUGGCUGGACUGGCAACCUGGUCUGAGUGUUCUUGUUAAUGGUGUUUAAUUCGUUUUUUUCCAGAACAAAUGUCCCUUUGGUGGUCAAGCCCCGGUUUUCCCUCGCCAGCUGCAAAGUAAUAAAAAAAAAAGUUCCAAAACAGAGCCCAUCCCCGUCCUGUUCCUCGCCGCCCAGCACCCCAAAAUUUCCUCCUUUUCUCACUCUCUUUUUCCACACUUUUUGCAGUCAACAACCACCACAAAAGAAUCGACUCCCAUCAGUUUCAUUGACACCUGGUGUGCCUGCAUCGCGCAACCAUCGUAUUUCGAUUCCCGCGUCUUUUCCGAAUUGAUCCAUACGCUUUUGACUGCUGCAUCCCUCCAAACAGCCCGGACACCGCCCAUUUUGUCGCCGACCGCUGUCUCUUUUGCAGCGCCCUCGGCGAGUGAAGGCAUUCAGAAGCAGCAAACUCCACCCGCGACACAACAACCAACGGAGGAGACGCUUGGACCAACCAACGCCUCCGCAUCCCAAACCGGUGCAAAGCAAAAAAAGGAGCCAAUCACCAGCUGGUUUUUAUAUUUAGUUAUACGUUACCUUGAACUUGUCCAUCUUUAUACCGAUAUCGAUACCGAUAUACCACCAUACGCAUACGCCUUUGAGCUACUUCAUCUUUAAACCCAACCGACCACACACAAAGGGGGUUUUUGUGCAGCUUGUAGGGGGCACGCCCAGUGGAGGAGGAUCAAAACACCGCGAUGCAGCAGUAUCACAGCUCAUCACCCUCCCUGUUGUCAUCACCGCCUUCUGCCAUUUCCGAGCCUGGAUCGCCCACUCGGAUCAUCAACGCCGCCAGAGCCAACAUCGAAAUGGACGAGAUCAUUGUCGACCCUGGGUCAGCUGCCAGAUUUGGUAUUAUGCAGCAACAGGUCCAGCAACAGCAAGCCUCCGAGUACCCGCCCGGCACACAACUGACCGCCGCCGGCGUUCCUAGGAAAAAGCCGGGCCGGAAGCCUGGUAGCACAGUCAAGCCGAAGGUCGCACCUGAUGGGACUGUCGAGCCACCCAAGCAGCGUCGGCCGAGGAAACCCAAGGACCCCAAUGCCCCGCCUGUUCAGAGGAAACGCAAAGCCGCUCUUACCGAGAGCAAUGAGACAAACUCGGAGAUGGAUGCGCGGGCUGCCUCUGGUCCCCCAGCAGCAGCAGCAGCUCGUCAGCCCAAGAUCACAGAACUCACCUCGAUGCGCAUGUCGUUGGACGGUGGCGCCGGCUUCGUCCAGACGCCGCCCAAGAGAGAGAGCAUGACCUCGAUGCAAAUGCAGAAUCUCCUCAACAGCGACGAGCCACCUCCGCAGCCCCAGCCGACGGCGCCUGCCAGGCAGAUGUUUGAUCCCAUCCGAGGCAACUACGACCCCAUUAGGGAAAGCAUGGUAUCUCGCGACCCCUAUGGCACCGGAGGUCCGCUUGGCUCACCUCGCGCGCCUGCCCAGGCUCCCAACAGGGCCAGCGCAUCGCCAUCUAUUGCCAGCCUAGUUGAUCCUCCGACCUCCAUCAUUUCACCCAGACCGACGCAAUCGUUUACAACAACUACUUCGCAGCCGCGUUUCCAGGAGCCAUCAUCAGUCCCUGCUUCUCCGGCCAACCCCGUCCUGGCCACCCCUGCUACCAUGCCCAAGCCCACAUUGGCCGAAGCCAGACGUCCCCCGCCACCACCUCCGGCGCCUGCCUCCGUUAGCAAGCCAGAACCCAAAAUGAAUUCAUUUACCAGCAUGUCGUCGAUUCCGAGCGGCUCCUCGCUUGCCGCGGUUGCUGCCCCGCCCGCGCCUGUCCAGAGCAAGAAGAUCGCGGCUGUUGUCCAGCAAGAAACAAAGGCCAACAAGAAGGCGCGCAGCAGCACCAGCAGCUCGCCAAAAAUCAACGGAGUCAAGGAGAAGGACUCGCUGCCGCCCCUUCCAGCCAGCGAGCGCUCCAUCUUGGAUUUCGGGAGGGCCAAGCCCGGCGAGGAGGUCGAGCCGCCCAGCAUCGCGCUUCACAUCCCGCUCAAGCAAGGUGAGAACAACAAGUAUGUCAACUUCAUGCGCAUGGCCGAGGAACGCUACGGAUGGGACGCUUUGCACCCCAGAUUGGCUGCCUCGCGGGAGCGCAAGGCUCUCAUCGCAGCUGCCACGGCCGCUUUGGAGAAGGAGAAGAAUGGCAGCGGCCGUGACACUGGGGACGAAAUGGAGGAAGACCUGAGCGAGGCCGACAACAGCAAUGUGGAAAUGGGCGGCAUGGGCAACGGAAAUCCGGCCAGCGGCCCCGAAGCUGCUCCUGCCAAGCCGGCGAGGAAGAAGCGGAAUUUCAAGGAGGACGAGUACGACAAGGAUGAUGACUUUGUGGAUGACUCUGAGAUGCUCUGGGAAGAGCAGGCAGCUGCGAGCAGGGAUGGAUUCUUCGUCUACAGCGGACCUCUGAUCCCCGAGGUGGAGAAACCUGUUGUGCCCGAGGGACCCCCAAGACGCGGUCGUGGUGGACGUGGAAGAGGAUCCAGGGGUGGUGCUCGUGGCGGCGGCGAGAGCGGACGGGGCCGAGGUGGCGGGCCCGGUUCGAGAGGUGGCACCGUGAGGAAGCCAAGAAUCACGAAGCUCGAGAAGGAGCAGCGGGAUAGGGAGAAGGCGGAGAGGGAGGCGCUGGCGCAGAUGACGAGCAAAGCCGGCGCGACGACACCGGGUCCAGCUGCGAACACGUCUCCCGGUGGUGCACUUAAUCUGUUGACACUUACGCCUCCGGCGGCUGGAACAGGUGUUACUUUGUAA
Messenger RNA from Podospora pseudocomata, 2950 nucleotides. It is a transcript of the gene HPC2, whose product is annotated as HIR complex subunit. NCBI's taxonomy places the organism in Eukaryota, Fungi, Ascomycota, Sordariomycetes, Sordariales, Podosporaceae. Bases 914 to 2950 code for a protein of 678 amino acids. The record is from RefSeq and is a predicted model, not a curated record. The transcript has a single exon.